Drosophila suzukii is the source of this 1700-nucleotide messenger RNA. It is a transcript of the gene Adgf-B, whose product is annotated as Adenosine deaminase-related growth factor B. Lineage: Eukaryota; Metazoa; Arthropoda; Insecta; Diptera; Drosophilidae. Gene Ontology annotation, biological process: inosine biosynthetic process; adenosine catabolic process. The record is from RefSeq and is a predicted model, not a curated record. Gene Ontology annotation, molecular function: adenosine deaminase activity.
UUGACACAUUCGGCGUGACACAUUUCGUAGGGUAAAUAAAUUGUGUAAAUCACAUGUUCGGCUAACGAAAUCCCAACCAAAUUCUUAAUGAAUCCCCGGGCCUAAAGGAGUGGCGAACCCAGGGAAAUCGAGCCACAAUGACUGUCAUCAGACGUGUGGCCAUUCCCGUUCGCCAGGCAUCUACUAAAAACUCAAAGAUUGGGCACAGCACAGCCUCUGUGAUUCGGUCGCUGAGAAAACUCACGCCCACGGCAUUCAAGACCCUUCGCCAGGCCAUCGCCAAGGCGGAGCACUUGGGCACCAUGGGUCAGAUGAUACGGCUAAACGAUCGGGAACAGGAGGCCAACAAGGUGAUCAUGGCCGUUAAGAAGAAAGAGAUCUCCAAGGGCAUUCUAGAUCCAACCAAAUUCACGCCGGGCCAGCACAUCUUUAAGACCCUGACCGAGAUACGCAAAUCUCCGAUCUUCAAUUUGAUCAAAAAGAUGCCCAAGGGCGGGGUCCUCCAUGCCCACGAUACGGCGCUCUGCAGCACCGAAUAUCUAAUAAGCCUGACCUAUCGCGAGAAUCUUUGGAUCUGCACGGCGGAUGAGGGCUGCAAGGCCAUUGCUUUUCGAUUUUCCAAGGAGAAACCCACUCAGAAACCCAUGGAGAAAUGUAACUGGGAGCCAAUGGCGGAUUUCCGAGAACGACGGGGUGAAGACAAUGUGACCCAAUACCUCAGGCGAAGGUUCAGCAUGUAUCCCUUCUCCAAGUUCAUAUCGAAUAAUCAAGCCUGGGCACACUUUAUGGGCAUCUUUAUUCUGCUGGAUGGCUUGCUCUGCCACGCCCCCAUUUGGGCGGAGUACUAUUACAACGCCCUCAAGGAGUUCUCCGAAGACGGGGUGCAAUAUCUAGAGCUUCGAUCCCUGCUGCCGCCGCUCUACUGCAUCGAUCGCGAUAUGCUAACCACCCGGGACACGGUGGCCAUCUAUAAAUCUGAACUGGAACGCUUCAAGGCCGACCAUCCAGAUUUUAUUGAUUCUAAGCUGAUAUACGCCCCGCUGAGAGGAGUGGAGCCAAGUGUGGUGGAGCAGUAUGUGAAGACAGCUGUGGAACUUAAUAAAGAAUUUCCGGAUUUUAUGGUGGGCUUUGAUCUGGUGGGUCAGGAGGAGCUGGGUCGACCACUGAUUGACUUCGUGGAGCCUCUGCUGAAAAUGCCCGAGCACAUCAAUUUCUACUUCCACGCUGGCGAGACGAACUGGUUUGGAUCGCCCAUCGAUGAGAACCUGGUGGACGCCAUUCUGAUGGGCACCAAGCGGAUCGGCCAUGGCUUCGCCCUCACCAAGCACCCGAUGAUUAUGCGGCUGGCCAAACUGCUGGACAUCGCCAUCGAGGUGUGCCCCGUGUCGAACCAGGUGCUCCAGCUGGGCGUGGACUAUCGGAACCAUCCGGCGGCUCUGCUUUUGGCCGACAAUGUGCCCAUUGUGAUAUCCUCGGACGAUCCGUCCUUCUGGCGCUGUGCCCCGCUGUCCCACGACUUCUACUUCGCCUUCCUGGGCAUUGCCCCGAUGAAGGCGGACCUGAGGUUCCUCAAAAGCCUGGCCGUAAACUCCAUCCGGUACAGUGCCCUGGUGGGCGAGGAAAGGCAGGCGGGGUACCAAAAGUGGCUGAAAAUGUGGAACCAGUGGAUCGAGGAUGUGGUGGCGAAUAAGUGUGAUUGA